CCAACUGCGGCCAAAGAAAAAAAAUAAAACACCUUUAGGUUGUUAAAUGCGAAAACGCAUCCAGACACGCGGCUCGUCUUCAACUUCAAGCCAUGUCCUCCGCAACCCUGCUUCCACCAUGACGAUAACGACGUCAGUGUCCUCGAGAGCAGCGACACCAGCAGCUACCACUGCAGCACAGGCUCCACCACCACCUCCUAAAAGUGGCAAUUGUAACAGUAGCAGCACUGAUGAUGAUGAUGAUCAUGAUGAUGAUAAUGAUUAUGACGACGACCGCGACGUGAUCACUCCUCCGCCGCGGGCUGCGCUGUCAGGUUCGGCGAAACCCAGCGCAAGUAAGACGCCAAGCCCGCAACCCACCGGCAGCCCCGACUCCUCAGGUCGAACCCCGCCGUCGCCACCUCCAACCCGCGCGAGCAGAAUCACAUCCUACGACAGCGAGCAGCAGCAGCAGCAAAUCCUCAGGGAAAAGGACCAGCGCAUAGCGGCGCUGGAGCGGGAGCUGGACAGCUUGUCGCACAACGAGAGCGAGCGGGCGGCGUUUUGGCAGGUUCAGCACAGCAACCUGCACCAGCAGUUCUUGCGGACCGACACGGAGCUCCGGCAGCUGCGGGCUGAGCACGACCUGUGCGCCGCCGAGCGUGAAGAGCUUCGGCAGGACUGGGACGCCGCCCGCCGGGACCUGGCCGCGCGCGAGUGCGAGAUCGUCGACCUCCGCGGCCAGGUCAGGGGCCUCAAGGAGUGGCUGGCCAACAGCACCCGGUCCGCGUACGGCGGUGGCGGCGACGUGCCGACCGACAACGUCUUUGCGGAUGGAUUCUCGCGUCUGUAUAAUGGAUUACAGAAUUGGGUUAUUAGCAACUUCCGGAGGACAAAACUUGACCUCUCGCGUGCCGAUGCGGAUAUACUUGAGGAGCUGAGCUCUUUGGCUCCGACAUACGAGGACCUUGCCAAAGAUGCAAAGUUGCCGCUGUUGCAGUCACUCGUCUCGAAGAUACUGGUAGAGAUGGUUUUCGACAGUUAUUUCGUGGGCCUGAGCAAUGACCAUGCCAAGCAGUUUUCCCGGAUGGAAGCAUUGAUGGGAUCAUUUGUUGAAGAUCCGGAGUUGGUCAACCAAUGGCGAGCUUCAACACUUACAAUUCUGUCGAGAAACGCAUCCGAAAAGAUGCAAGAAGGAACAGCCAUCCAGACUAAUGCUAUAAUAGCGCGGAUAAAUCGUCUACUCUCAGGUAUAACAGCAGACCAGUUCACAGCAGCAACAGGGGCAGCAACAGCCCAAAACACCACCCUGCGCGGCCCAUCCCCAGCACCUCUUGACCCUGCAGCCCGGGAAACCUUGCUCCGCCAACUAAUCACUACCGCCAUCGAUCUUGCGCGUCAGUUAUCGGUCCAAAGGGCCCUCUUUCGCGUCUUUUUGCCCACCGCAACCGCCGCCAAUGCGGAUCAGCAGACCAUAUUCAACCCAGCACGGAUGGAGGACGUGGGCGGUCUGUUGGACGAAGACGCACUGGCGGCGGGGCCUGCGGUACGGUGUGCCAUAUUUCCGGGGGUCGUCAAACGUGGCGACGAGAACGGCGGGAAUCUGCAGCAGUACGAAAAUGUCAUCUGCAAGGCCAGGGUAUUGUGCUACCACCCAGAGGACUAGAAUGUGAAACUAUGCGAAGAGAACAACCGUGAGAAAGAUUUUCACAGACAUGGGGACUGCGGUACACAGCAGCCCCGACAGGAAACAUCUACAAUGUCUUGUUAUAAUUGGUACGAGCGUUUUACGAUUUGUGAGCUAUGUGAGCUCUGGGUCAUGUUUCUUGGUGGCUUGCGUGUCUUGGUUAGACUUUUGGGGGAUCAUGUGCAAGCUUUCUUUUUGGUGAGCAUUUAAAUAGCAGAUCGUGUUUUCUUUGUCCUUGGCAUGAUAUUGAAGGAGGCCGUUUCACCACAUCAAUACCCUCGCCCCUCAUUGGACUUGUACCAUGCAUGCACUGGCAAGCACGUCUUACUGCAGCACGUUUUCGCCAGAGGGGUUUUUUUUCUCUUGGCAUAUGCAAGCCAUUCUUAGCGCACAGCUGUUCGACAAGGAUCGAUUAGCUAGCUAACUUAGCUACAAGGGGGUGGUUGCG
This is a messenger RNA of Pyricularia grisea, 2114 nucleotides long. RefSeq lists its product as uncharacterized. The transcript is spliced from 3 exons. Lineage: Eukaryota; Fungi; Ascomycota; Sordariomycetes; Magnaporthales; Pyriculariaceae. The record is from RefSeq and is a predicted model, not a curated record. The coding region runs from base 47 to 1645 and encodes 532 amino acids.